Molecule: messenger RNA, 2001 nt
Organism: Alternaria incomplexa
Lineage: Eukaryota; Fungi; Ascomycota; Dothideomycetes; Pleosporales; Pleosporaceae
Exons: 5
Coding region: 1-2001 (666 amino acids)
Biological process (GO): (1->6)-beta-D-glucan biosynthetic process; fungal-type cell wall organization
Cellular component (GO): plasma membrane; endoplasmic reticulum membrane
Molecular function (GO): glucosidase activity
Source: RefSeq, a predicted model, not a curated record
AUGAUGCCGCAAUCGCCGAGGGGAGACGGGCCGCCCCAUCUCCGCCUCAACUCGGGCUCCCACGAGCCCAGGACCGACGACAACUCGAUGCCUGCUGUGCGCCCCAACACGGCACGAACCAACUCUGCGCGCUCGUUAACCCAGCCAAUCCGUCCUGGCACAGCCCCAAGUCAAGGCAUCCGAUCGCCCGGCGCGCCCGAUGUAUACAGCAAUGCGUCCAUCGCAGAGUCCGCUGAGAUGUUGCUCCCGCCGCAGAAGAUCCGCACGCAGCGCUCCUACCGAGACGAAUCGCCCAUGCAAUCGCCCUCUGGCUUUUCCUCGCGGCGGACAAGUUGGAGCUCAGACAUGACGGGAGGGCCUUUCGCUUCGCCUUUCGACGACUCGAGAGCGCCGUCGCGAGCUGGCAGCGAAGAAGAUCUCAACACCCAGACUGUCUCUGAGAAGUUCAACAUUCACCCAUCGGCUGGAUUGUUGCUCUUCCCGGAAGACGUGGAGAAGGACGACUACCUGCACAAUCCCGACCCGAACGAGAAGGACAAGAGAGACUGCGAUGUCUUCACGCGGAGAGGUAUAGUCAAUCUGGGUGGAUUGGCCAUUCUCGCGCUCGGUCUUCUCAUGCUUUUCAUCGGUUACCCCGUUCUCACCUUCGUCGAGGAUCUCACGGCACCAGAACGAGGCCCAUGCACAGACAAUCCUCUGUGCAUAGAAGGCAAGCAAAACGAGCCGCUUUUGAACAACCUACGAAAGGGCCUCAUUGAUCCCGAUACGCCCAAGGAGGCCAUGACGCGCACAUCGUACAACGGCGAGGAGCAAGUCUUGGUCUUUUCAGACGAGUUCAACACCCCCGGUCGCACGUUCUACGAUGGCGAUGACCCAUUCUUCCAAGCUGUCGACAUCUGGUACGGUGCUACUAUGGAUUUGGAGUGGUACGACCCAGAUCAAGCCUACACCGAAGACGGCGUUCUCGUCCUGAAAUUCACCAAAGAGAAGAGCCACGGCCUCGAUUACCGUUCUGGUAUGAUCCAGUCGUGGAACAAGCUCUGCUACAAGGGUGGACACUUGGAGGCCAGCAUUUCGCUGCCUGGUCGUGGUAACACGAGUGGUUUCUGGCCCGGUUUCUGGACUAUGGGCAACUUGGCUCGCCCCGGUUACCUCGCCUCGACUGAGGGUCUUUGGCCAUACAGUUACCACGACAAGUGCGACAUUGGUAUCACGCCAAACCAGAGUUCAUACGACGGUCUCAGCUACUUGCCUGGUAUGAAGCUACCCGCUUGCACCUGCGACGGCCAAGACCAUCCCAGCCCCGGCAAAUCCCGCAGUGCUCCGGAAAUCGAUGCUUUGGAAGGUUCAGUUCAUUUCCUCGGUCCUGGAGAGUCCAACGCCAUUGGUGUCGUGUCUCAGUCCUUCCAAGCAGCACCGUUCGACACAUGGUACAUGCCUGACUACGAAUACAUGGAACUCUAUGAUACCUCGAUUACCACGAUGAACGCUUACAAGGGUGGUCCCUUCCAGCAAGCUAUCUCUGGGUUGACCAACUUGAACAACGACUGGUACAACGGCAAGCAGUAUCAGACAUACUCAUUCGAGUACAAGACCGGCGACGAAGGUUUCAUCACCUGGUAUGUCGGAGAGGACAAGACCUGGACCAUGUCCGCACCAGCGACGCGUGCCAACGGUAACAUUGGAACGCGAGUCAUCCCGGAAGAGCCAAUGUCCAUCAUUGCCAACUUCGGAAUGUCGAACAGUUUCGCAGCCAUCAACAUUGAGGACAUCGAGGCGCAUGACCUCCCGGCCAAGAUGCGGAUAGACUACAUUCGCAUCUACCAGCCAAAGGACAACCAGAUCAUGACUUGCGAUCCCGAGGGCUACCCUACUACCGACUACAUCAGGAACCACCCUGAGCCUUAUGCGAACCCUAACAUCACUGACUGGAAAUCCAGCAAGUACGACUGGCCCAAGAACUCCUUCAUGGAUGGUUGCAAGGCAGAAGUAGAGACCUAG